AAUAUAUGUCACAGCUGCACCACGGGCAAUGCAGUGCAGAGCAUUUAUUAGUCACUGAGGCACACACUCUUACAGACACAGAGGCGUGCACACACACACUCUGUCAGCAGAGACCUGGCUGCAUUGGCAAUGCUGAAUCUGACUGAUAACAAUGCAGUUCUGCAGGAAGGUGCUCUGCCAGCCAUGUAGUGCCAGGGUCACUUCACCAGAGGAGGACAUGGAAUACAGGAUGGGGAGCUGCAUCGGAAUCUCACACAGCCAGACUGAAGCUGAGAGUUUGACUCAGAGGGAUGAGAGGACGCUGCUGACCGAGGCCUCGACGAGCCUGCAGAGUCUGCCUCUUCAGCCGGUGUUCUCCGACGUCCCGGUAAUCACCGGAGUGGAGGAGAGCGGAGGUGCAGCCGCAGACCAGGAGGACAAGGACGAGCUGGAGUUUCCACACGACCUGCUGCCCAGUCUAGACUUCAGCAGUGAGUUCAACAUCUGGGGGUCAUCGCUGGGAGCUCAGACGAGCUCAGGGAAAUGUGAGCAGGUGAACCCUUUGCUGCCGGACCUGCAGCAUCACGUGGAAGUGAGUGGACCGCAGGUGGUUCUAGACACAAGGCCUCAUGACAGCGACCCAGUUUCCACAGGUGCCCAGCCUCCACCUCAGCCUGCUGCCACACCUCACCAGGGUGUCCGACCCCUGACCCCUUCCUCGUCUGCGCUCAUAGACAGGGAGCUGCAAGAGGCCUUCCAGGAAUGUGAAGAGCAAAUGGCCUCGCUGGGCAUACUUACUCCCACAGAGCAGCCCGGCAUCCCACAGGAGACUGUUCAUAAUGAAGGAAAGAAAACUGGAGGCGUGAUAGUUAAUAAGUCCAGUGAGUCAUCGUCACUGUCUCCAAUCAUAGUCCAGCCAGGACAAAGCAGCGGAGGCCAUGGAAACAAGAACACACAUGGAAACAGUGAGGCAGCAAACACUCAGAAGGACAUACUUGUGUUUAGUUUCAGGAAUUAUAUAAUGGGCACUGAGGAUAGUGCCGGAGCAGCAGAGACACAAAGUGAAAUAGAAGUGACACAGAGCACAGAUGGAUGUGCAGAGAUUAUGUCGGAAAGAGAACGAGAGGUAGAUGAGCAGAGGAAAACACCCUCAUCAAAGCCAGAUUCAUUUAAAGAAACCCCAAAGGACGUUGUGUCCCCUCAGCAGAGAGACAAUCUAAUAGAGGAGAGUGUUGAUUCUAAUGCAGCCACUGAGGAAAAUGGCAGAUUAGAUUGUAACACAGUGAUUAGGGACAAAGGCCCAGAGGUAAUAACAGACACUGCAGACAUAAAGAAAGAAAAUUACAGUGAUGACUGCAGUAUUAGUGUUUGUAUAGCUGAAUCUGAGAAGAAAGAGGAGUCAGUUAAUGAAAUAUUGGGAGGCAAGAGUCUUCAUUUUAAUGAUAAUGAUUCAUUUUCUGAGUUGAAGUCAGAAGCACAGACAGGAACAGACUUUGAGGAGAAUCAGUCAAAAACAGACAAACAGAUGAAUUCAGCGAGUGACAGACAGGCCGGGCAGGACAAAGGGACAAAAAAGAAAGACAAGAAGAAACAAAGGAAGAAGAAAAAGAAGAAUGCAGAGACUGAACAGAAAGCAAAGGCAGGAGUACAAUCUGACAAUGAUUUGCAGGCUGAGUCAUUCAUUCAAGCGGAUUCAGAGGCAAAUCCACAAUCAGUAUCAGGGGCAGACACUCUGACUGUGAUUUGUGGGGAACAGCCUGAUAAUGGGUUUGAUUACAAGCAACAGCUGAGUCCUGCAGGACAGCCCAGCCCCCCGCCAUCACCCUCACAGAGCAGACAGGAUCGUCUUACUGACUGUUCACCUGCGUCCAGCAGGGGCCUUUCUCAGAGGCCUCAUCCGUCAGAUAACCUCCGCCCUACAGAUGCCCCAUGUGGCGCGAGCUCAGACAACAACCAGCAGUGGAGGUUACAUGCAACCGGAGGUGUUGUCGACAACCAAAAUACACCCGUGACACAUGUCCAAACUACAGUUAUCAAUCCCUGUGCUUCUGGUGAUAAGCGAUCGGAUGCACAAACACAGGAGGCUAUAGUUACCACAGAAGCAGUGAUACUCACACAGGAGAAACUGAGCCCACUCACCAACAGUCAAACUUGUGUGGGAGAGAGUUGCAUGGAGAGUGCCCUUGAACAGGCUAUAGUGGUGGUAGCUGCGUUGCCACUGACAACACCCACGAUGCCAGAAGUGAUAAAAAGCAACGGAGAGGGAGAGAGCGUGAGUUGUAAUUCACAGGAGAGAGUAGCUACAGCAUUUGCAGAGAGUGAGAAAGCAGGCGCAGAGGAGGGAUUGGGAGAAAGAGAAAAGUGCCUCAGCUCUGCAGACGGAGAGAGAGAAGGGUCCCUGGACAGCCCUCCUCAGCUCCCAUUAAUCUGUUCACAGGGAAAAUGCUCACUUGCAUUCUCAGCCAAUGACGGACAGUCCGUGUCUGAGAAAAGCUGCAGCGGCAAAAUGCCACACAACUCGGCUGAAACGGAAAGGAAGGGACCGCGAGAGACCACCGUUCACGGCGCAGAUGCAGAAAGCUCACCAGUUGAAGAGGGAGACAGAGAGAAGGAGACGCUCCUGUUAGAAGCGUACAUCAAUAAUUCUCCCCUUGGGAUACUUACUGGUCCUGAUCGUCAGGCUCACGGUGCUGUGGGAUUGGAGGGUGCAGGAGAGGGGGGAGGAGGAGGAAGAAAGGAGGUGGAAGAGAAAGGAGGGCUGGCUACAGAGCACAGUUCAUUCAGCCAGCCAGAAGGCUAUGCUAGUGGGGUGUCAUCAGCUGAGACUGAGAAGUGUCCGCCCACUGAUGUUGCAGAGUCACAGCUGAAGUCACAGAGCUGGAGGGAGCCGAUUGCUGCCGUCGCUGAGAGCAUCUACACCGAACCAGACUGUAACUCCUCGCCUCUCCCCACUCAUCCUGAGCAGAGCUCCAGCAAUGCAAACAAAAGGGUGAGGGCUGAUCUCGAACAGAAUUUGAUUCCAGGCGGAGCAGUGUCUUUGGGAGACAAUUGUGAGGAGCCAGCCAUCACAGAGACAGAGAGAAACGACAGCCAAUUCUUGCUCAAACCUCAGCCUCUGACUUCUUCACAACAAGCCCCAGUCCAGCGGCAAUCAAGCAACGAUCAACAGGUACAGCCUGAGAGCAGCACAACAGAGGUCCGGACCACAGAGUGUGCAGCUGAGUUCCAAGUUCAAGCCCAUAGCAAUACUGGUAACCCUGCUAUGUCUGGAGUGGCUGUGUAUGUGUGUGGAGGUAACCACAGAGUUCGCUUUGCAGACACAGUGAAAGAAGAGGGCAGUUCCUCUGUGGAUCUCAGGAACAGAUCAGUGCUGGCGAUGGACUGCGCCUCUUUGCCUCCCCUGACAGUACAUGAGAGUUUACAUCACCCCGUGGUUGAGGCCAGCUACAUCUUCCCGGAUUUCCUCAGCUUGAAGAGGCCAGAAAUCUCCACGAAUGCAGUUCCUACCAAGGAUGAAUCAGCAACACAGAGUUCAGCAGACUUUCCGAAAGAGCUCGAGUUGGAUAAAGGAGAUUUGGCUACCAAAGAAAUCAAGGAGGAUGUUGCAAUAGAUCUGUCAGGUAAUAUCAACUCAGUGACUAACACUGUGGAUUUCGAAUCAGUGACAGAGGCCUGCACAAAACAGCUUCCAUGUCAUACAGAGACAGGUCAGACUGGUAAUGACGAAUGUUUUGACCUUUUACAAACAGCAGGAAGUGCCAUCACUAACCCUGACCGUGGAACAUCUGGACAGGUGACGACAAAGAUGAUCAAAAAAGAAGAGGCAAAUUUAAAUCUGUGUUUGUCAAAGGAGAACGAGGCGAAUAAGUCCCAUGUUGACUCACAUAUUUCAGUCAAGCCUGACGAGUCUCCUUCGCUAAAUGAUGCCGCUGUCAUUCAUGAAGAAAAAGAAGGUAACCAACCUCCCCUCUCUUCACGUUCUGUGUGUCCAGCUGAAAAUAUUACCUGUGAUCCUUUAAGUGACAUCUCUGCUGAGGUACCUGUUGGGACGAUCUUCACUGACUUCGACCCUGUUUCAGAACCUGAAACUGUCACCAUAACGUGCACUGCCUCUUUUCAGACAAAACCCAGUGACCCUGGUUAUCAGUUGCCAACCCCGUUAGAUCAAACUCUUCCUUGUGGAGAAGCUACGACAGAUCCUUUGACUGAUCAGCAGAGUGAGAAUGAAUCAGGGACUUCAGAAGUGACAAUCUCUGACCAGUCAAUUCCUGCCAUCGAGCAAUGCGCCAGUAAUCCUGCUUUUGUGCUGCGGCCCCCUGGCCCAAUGUUGAGUCACUGGGAGUUCAUUAAUGACUGUGGUAUCUGUCUUCCUGAGGAUACAGCGAAGCGCAGUGCUGAUGGUGACGGCACCAAAGUCUCCGGAGAGGUGGAAGACAGCAAGAGCGGGGAAAUGACACACAUGUCUUUAGCGUGGGAUCUGGAGCACACUGAUGUCAGUGCUGAAGCAGAUGAGACAAAACUGCAGGACAGAAAUUAUGGCAUAGAGGCUGAGAUAAAACAUAAUGUGAUAAAUGAAGCAAAUAUUACAUUUUCACAAGAGGAAAAUCUGUUUCAGCCUCUUGGUUCAGUGGGGGCUCUUGCAAAAGAUGAUUCUGAUAAUUUAAUUUCUUUAUCUCAAACAGAACCUGACUCUAUUGCAAAUAAACCUGUUAUCUGUGAAGCUUCCAUUAGGAAUGACCUCAUCGAUGAUAUCGGCCCACUCGGCUCUGACCCGCCCACCAACAAGGCCUCUGAUGAUGUGAAAAAAGACAAUAUGGGAGGUCAUCCAUCUUCCGUGCUGUUUGAGGGAGACAGGACAGAAGUUGGAGAAGCAACAAUGGAUAAUCAAAAGGAAAAGGAGAGCAGUAGCGAGCUGCUAAAAGGAAAACCACAACAGAGUAAUGGACCAGAUAAAGAGGCUGCAGGGGAAACUGGAGACCUGCAGCCACCACAUAAACAUAAAGUAGAAAACACUGAGUCACCAAUAAGGGAGGAAGGAGAGGAGACUUCUUCCUUUUCCCCAGACAGACCUGCAGGGUCGUCUAAAUACAUGCUCAACAUCGAGUCUGCUAGGGAACCACAGACUGUUUCUGCUCAGAGUUUGUGCCAAACUGCGACAGCAACACUGGAAUGCUGCACCGACAGGGAGCCGGUACCAGGUUUGAGUGCAGCUCUUGGCCAAUCACCAGAUCCAACCUGUUUUGCUCAGCAACAGGAGAAACAGCAACAGCAGUGUCAGGGAUUCAGACACCCCAUAGAGGAAGUAUCAGGUGGUUGCCUAGAGGGGGGAGAAAAAAACGAAAAGGCCGAAGCACUUGUUCCAGUGAGAAAAGAGGCAGAAGAAGGAAUCGACGGCACUGUCGAGAGUUUGUGUCAGUUAGGAAGCAGGAAGGAGUUGAUAUGUGAUGACAGCAGAGGCUAUGAACAAGUGUCAGGUCCAGAGAACGGAGAAGGAGAGGGAUCACAAGCUGUAAAAGGAGUUGACAGGGUUUAUGUGCCAUCUCACACCGGCAGUGAUGUAAAUGAGAGUGGAGGGGCUGCUGAGAGACAUGCACCGACUGACAUAGUGAUAGGAACAACUUGCUCUGGUGUAGGUGAGACAGUACAGGUGGUGGAUGGGAAUAAAACCCCUGGGUUAGUGGUAGUUAGUUCAGAUGCAGAUUUAAUGCACAGCCCUGAGUCUGUGAGUGAUAUGGAUGGUAAAGGUCAGCAAAAAGGCAAUCUGUCAGCUGCAUGUCAAGACCAACAUGAGACCUCAACGAACACUGCUGUUCCUGUUGAGUCUGCAUCACAGGAACAUGAGACUUCACCUUUCAGGAUACCGGUUUCAUCAAAGGUCAGCACAGAUAGUCAUGACUUUCAUACAACUGUUCUUCCAAGUGCAAAACAGGCGCAGGAAAUUCGUACAGAAACAUUCAGUGUUCUGCCUGAUUCUAAAGAGCAACCAGAAACUGUGGAAAAUGAUCUGAGUGCUGCAGUAGCAGUGAAAAGCAACAGUAGGGAGACUGAGGAGUGUGAAGUGCUGGAUACAGUGUGCAGAUCUCUUGAGCUGCAAAGCCCCAAUAAAACCUCAGCCACACAGAGCAGCCCAAUUGUACAAACAGCCAUAAAAGGCCCUGAUGUAGAGGAGAUCACAAGGGAAGAUAAAGCAGCUUUGGACGGAGAGAAAGCUAGCAGCCAGGGGAACGGACAAAGUGAUAGAAAAGCAGUAAACACUGAAGCCAGGGAAAAACAAGGGGUUGUAAAUCAACCUCAGAGUCACUACGAAUCAGUUAAAGCUUCAGAGCUCUGUGAAAGUGGGUUGUCAGACGGAAGCACAGACACUACUGUUUGUCAUUCUGAGGGGAGCAUUGCUCUCUUUGUGUCAAAGUGUCCAGAAGAUUCUGCAUCGCUCCAUCUUGCAACCUCUACCCAAUUAGAGAAGCUGCACGAUCAGGUGUCCCUAUCAAAACCAAAAGAUGUCAAACAUGACACUGUGGUGAACCACACUGUCACUGCUUCCCAAAGCGAAGGGAAAUCACUUGAUGAAUCUUCUGCCUGCACUACUCCUAUUAAACAACCGUCUGUGGAUGUAGAGGCUGCUGAUGUAUCAGAGAGUCCUGGACUAACAGCCCACGAACCAGAUACUGACUGGAUAAAAGCUCUAAAAGAGGCUGCAGCCUGUUCUCAGAGUCACCAGAGAGUUAACUCAGUGGAGACCUCAAGAGCCCUCCCAUCUCUGGAGUCUCCUCAACUAGAGUUUCUAACUCCGACCGAGGAGGUAGCUGCUCCUCUGAAACAGGAGGAGGUUCAACCACCAGACUCGUCAGCAGAGAAGUCGACAGAGAUCCCACCUCUGAUUCGCGUGAAAAAGCCUGUGGAUUUUCCUGAACCUUUAAAGAAGUCAGUAGAUCUCCCAGAACCAACAAAGCUGACAGUCAAGUUUUCCGAACCAACACAAAGCACAACAGAAGAACCCUCAGAACCAACCAAGAGACAAGAGGAGCCUCCUGAAGAACCAGAAGCCAAAGCAGAGCCGGUAAUUUCUUCAGAAAUUGUUGAGGGGACAGCGGAGCUCCUAGAACAAGCACAAAGCACAGAAGAGCUGCCAGAAUUAACGGAGAAUGAGGAACAGGAACCAACAAAGGUGACAACAGAGCCCCGAGCACCUGAGGAGAAGCUGAUCACUGAGCUGUCAGUUGAAGAACGUGUGGAGACCCCACCAGAGGGGCCACUGAAAGAACCAGCUGAGGCUGAGACAGACGCAGUCCAGGAUCCUGCUGAGGAUCAUCAGGACAGCAGGCCCACCCUCGCUGAGCAGGCACAGAGAAGUGGCUGUCCCCCUGCCUCUCCCCUGCCUCCUACUCCCCCCUUCCUGCCUGAGCCCUCUCCUCACCUCCACGACAGCGCAGAGUUCCCCACUCCUCCUCCCACACCCCCGGAGAGACACACACCUGAAGUAACCCCACCUGCAUCCCCCAGCCUUCCUCCUCCUCUCCCUCCUCCUGCAGCCCCUGCAUCCCCUCCUGCACCUCCUGCUCACUUUGAGGACCCCUGCCCUGCUCCUGCACCCCGCCACCAACAAUUAAGGAGCUCAGAUUCUGAUGGAGCGUUUGAGACCCCUGAAUCUACGACUCCAGUCAAGGCUGUUUCUCCUGUUGACCCCCAGACCCUGCUACUGACAUCUGAUGACAAAGUAGCAGAGACCUCAGUCAGUGAGCCUGCCUCUGACUUGACUUCAAUUGAUGCACGAUGCCAUUCUCCAUCUAUUGUUUUUGAUGAAAACAAGCCUAUCGCAGCCAGUGGCACAUACAACAUUGAGUAUAUUGCUACUGAUUCAGCUAGUCACACACUCACUCGAUCCCUCAGCCUCCAGGGAGGAGAGCUAGACAGCUGCGGCCUGUUGGACGGAUCCACAACUGGAGGAUUCCGACCACAUUCAGAGUCCUUCAGCGUAUGCACUGAGAGUGCCCCAGGUACACUCCACAGGCCCAAGAAGGUCCGUCCUGGUUCUUUGAAGAAAAAGCCUCUUCUUAGACAGAACUCCAACCCAGAAAGUCCAAGGCCUGCCUCAUCCAGCAGCACCCCAGAGGUCAAGAAACGGGCAAAGCCUCGAACUGCCAGCCCUCUCCAGGCUCAGGAGGAAGCAGAAGCAGUAUCUGCAACACAGAGCCCUGGAGGAACCCUCCGCAGAACCAGGAAGAGCUGCGUUGAAACUCCACCCCCUCUCCCAGAAGAGACCAAUCACAUCAGCCAAGAAGAGACCGUUGUCAUCCCUGCCUUACCCUUGUGCCACGAGGAGACACCUCUCCCUGGUAGUGUAACAGACAGAGAAGAAUCCCCCAUCCCCCCUAGUACCUCCUAUAAAUGGGAUCCAGAUAACUUUGAGAACAUCGACCCUUUCAAGACAGGAGGUAGUAAAAUUGCCAACUCACCAGAACUAGGACGUAAAGGUCCAGUGUGCGCCUCUAUUGCUACGCUUGUAGAGAGUACCCCAGUCCCUGCUGCAGACCUACAUCAAUACAGCCCUCCAGCUCCUCUUCAGGAGCCAAUCACCAACCCUGAAGAGCAACCGAUCAUCCCCAAGCGUCAGGCGGUAAGGCUGGAGUUUGACUACUCUGAGGAGAGCAGUGAGGUGUCACACCAGGCCUCACCCCCACCUAAGAAAGUGGGCAAGAAACCCGGUGCCAAGAUGCCUCUGAGGAAACCAAAGCUGGGGACGAAGAAGGCUCCUCCAGCACAGACGGAGCAGCUGGACAACAACUCUCCGGCAACACACAAUGGCAACGACGAUGAAAUCUCUGCUCCUAAAGAGUCAUACAGUUUGGAAACGGACAAGUGGGACAAUCCAAAUUUCAAUCCAUUCACCUCCAAGACAGGAAUCAGCAACACCCCUAAAUUGUGUAGGCAGUCUUACAGCUUUGACCCCAGUAACUUAGACGACUCAAUAGACCCCUUCAAAUCCUCCAAUAAGAUGGCCAACUCCCCUCCGAAGGCCUCUGCCUCUUUUGAGCUGUCAUCCAAUGACUAUGACAAUGACAAUGACAAUGACAACAUUGGGGAACUGGAGGACCAAAACCAGAACAAACCUGCCAAGAAGAAGAAAACUCCACUCAAAUCGAAGUCCAGGGGUGUGUCCUCUCUAUGUUGUCUGUUUAAUACUUUCAGAGUGAAGAGGUCGCCAAAGAAAUCACCACUGUCUGACACAUCAGAGGAUCUUACGUCCACAGAUGAGCCCUCCUCCCUCCACCCACAGGACGACCACGCCACUGAUGAGGAGAAACUGGCCUCCUCCACCAAUCACAAGUGGGCCACCCUGCAUGACAUGGAUGCAGAACUGAACUCUGACAAAGACUUUCCUCAGCCGUGUGACCUCACAUCCUUUGUUAAUGAGAACAGGCUUCCUCAUCAGAGUCUAGUGCAAGACUAUGAAAUUGAGUACAUGGAGAAGAUUGGCUCCUCUUCACCUCCACCCUCAGUGAAGAAGCCAUCUUUGUACCUGAAUCUGGAUUCAGUAUCUGACAACUUAACCAAGAACAUGGGUGCACAUGGAUCUGAGCCCAGCUCCCCCUGCACAGGGAGCUUUGAGGAGAUGGAGGCCCAGAUAUCAGCAGGUAUAAAGACACCGGUACUGAGCUCCCGGCCCGGACCCGAGGGCUCUGCCGUAGAUAAGGGCAGGAAGAGAGAGAGCGAGUCUCUCAGCCGAACUCAGAGCACAGAGAGGGAUGAGCAGUCCCCUAGCCAGGGCCCCAUGGAGGCCCCUGCUCCUGUCCCGGCCAUGCCCCUGUUAGACAGGCUGUCUGAGUGUGACGACCCCCUGCAGUACCUGGAGCCUGACCUGGCCGAGACCAACCCCACAGCAUUCGCCCAAAAGCUACAGGAGGAGCUGGUACUUGCUGCCCUGAGGAUAGAGGCUCUGCAGGUAGCCAAAAACAUCUCUCAGAGCCCCUCCCUCUCCACUGUAACCCCCCAGCACAGAGACACGUCGUCUCCAGUGGAGAGUGCUGUGUCGAAGAACUCGCUGUACUCUAGGACUGCCACUACCAACUACAUCGAAGGGGAGAGUCCCCACCUGCCCCGGGAUCUGGACCACUCGUUGGGAAUUGCACGAGAAGAGAUUGUGACGAAGGAGAAAGAAGUGCUGGAGUGGCAGAGAAAGUAUGAAGACAGCCGACAGGAAGUGGUGGAGAUGAGGAGAAUUGUUGCAGAGUAUGAGAAGACAAUUGCACAGAUGAUUGGCAUGCCAGAGGAUGACCAGAAAGAGAAGUCUCUCUCCCACCACACCAUCCAGCAACUGAUCGUGGAGAAGGACCAGGCCCUGGCUGACCUCAACUCCGUGGAAAAGUCCCUGGCUGACCUCUUCCGUCGUUACGAAAAGAUGAAAGAUGUGCUGGAGGGCUUCCGCAAGAAUGAAGAGGUUCUGAAGAAGUGCGCUCAGGAGUAUCUGUCCAGAGUCCGUAAGGAGGAACAGCGCUAUCAGGCCCUGAAGAUUCAUGCAGAGGAGAAACUAGACAAGGCCAAUUCAGACAUAGCUCAUGUGCGAGCCAAGUCCAAGCAGGAGCAGGCCGCCCACCAGGCCAGUCUGAGGAAGGAGCAGAUGAAAGUGGACUCUCUGGAGCGCACUUUAGAGCAAAAGAACAAAGAGAUCGAGGAGCUGACAAAGAUUUGUGACGAGCUCAUCGCUAAGAUGGGGAAGAGUUAGCAGCUGCGUCACACCCGGUCCAAGUCUCAAAGAGAAGACAAGAUGCUGUGUAAAAACUACUUAGAAAGGAAGCAGAUCAGUUUUAUUUAUCACUCCACCAAGGACUAAUGGAGAGAUUAGCCCUGAGUGGUUUUGCCGAUUUUAUUACCUACUGACUUUGUCUACACAGGAUCCACAGGAAUGGCUUCCUCUAAAUCACUCUGUACAUUGUUUUGAUGUGUCAGCGUAUCGUACUGUAACAGAGGUCUGGUUUAAAGAUUUAGAAAAUGUACCAUAUCACUAAUGAGUGUGUGUGUGUGUGUGUGUGUGUGUGUGUGUGUCGAUGAGAGAGUGAGAGCAUUGUUUGUGGGUGAAAUUAUCUUUAAUUUUGUUGCCAUGACAGCCAUUGAGGGAGAAGACUGUUUACCCGCUCCUGUUGUCGUCUCAAAGAUAGACUUUGAAAAAGAGUAUCAGAGAGUUAGAUUCAUUCAUAACAUGUUGAUAAACCCUGAAGAGAACUCAAACUAUCACAGUAGCUUCCUGCAUGUGAGAGAGAAAUGUUAAUGUUUGUAUAUACCAUAGGAAAUUCCAAGUAUCUCCAUUUUUGAUAGUUAUCCUCAGUGCGCUUUUCCUCAUGUAACCUUGUAGAUAUUUGUCAUACUUGUCAUAGCUUUCUCGACGAAAUCGUUGGGACUUUAUUUUUUGAUUUUAUUUUGAUAUGAGGCAAACUAAUCAUGACUGUAUUCAGUUGUGACAAGGAGUAAUUUAAUUUUGGAUGGAUAUGUCCUCAUCCUGCUAUGGUCGUUGUGUCACACUGAGGAAUAACUUCUCUGCACAGCUACUGUACAGCGUCUGCUUACAAAGUGCAAUAAAAGAUGGCAAUACAGCA
Paralichthys olivaceus (Japanese flounder) is the source of this 11567-nucleotide messenger RNA. NCBI's taxonomy places the organism in Eukaryota, Metazoa, Chordata, Actinopteri, Pleuronectiformes, Paralichthyidae. The record is from RefSeq and is a predicted model, not a curated record.